Messenger RNA from Hippocampus comes (tiger tail seahorse), 829 nucleotides. It is a transcript of the gene polr2f, whose product is annotated as RNA polymerase II, I and III subunit F. Gene Ontology annotation, biological process: transcription by RNA polymerase II; transcription by RNA polymerase I; tRNA transcription by RNA polymerase III. Gene Ontology annotation, molecular function: DNA binding. The record is from RefSeq and is a predicted model, not a curated record. The transcript is spliced from 5 exons. Gene Ontology annotation, cellular component: RNA polymerase III complex; nucleus; RNA polymerase II, core complex. Bases 124 to 507 code for a protein of 127 amino acids. NCBI's taxonomy places the organism in Eukaryota, Metazoa, Chordata, Actinopteri, Syngnathiformes, Syngnathidae.
GUUCCUCUUUCUCAGUGCACACAGGAACCGGAAGUGAAUCGUUCAUCACACUCGUGCGUGUUCUUGUUUACAACAGACAGCAAGAGAAUAAAACUUGGGAUAUUUGCGACUCUACAGCAAGAUAUGUCGGACAACGAAGAUAACUUUGAUGACGGAGAUUUUGAUGAUGCUGAAGAGGACGAAGGAUUAGAUGACUUGGAAAACGCGGAAGACGACGACCAGGAGAAUGUUCAGAUCCUACCGGCAGGUGAGGGCCAGCAGGCCAACCAGAAGAGGAUAACAACAUCAUACAUGACAAAAUAUGAGCGAGCCAGAGUUUUGGGAACUAGAGCCCUCCAAAUAGCGAUGUGCGCACCGGUCAUGGUGGAACUGGAAGGAGAAACGGACCCCUUACAAAUUGCCAUGAAGGAGCUCAAGUGUGGAAAGAUCCCCGUCAUCAUCCGCCGCUACCUUCCAGAUGGAAGUUAUGAAGACUGGGGCUGCGAUGAGCUCAUCAUUAAUGAUUAAGUCACUUGGGCAAGCGACUCUUCCUUCUCCCAGCAAAUGUCCACUGGAGGUGCUGUUGUAUUUUUUUUACCUCCACUCUAUGAAGCAAGCGAUUGUUGGUACAAUGUACCGAACAAGCAUCCUCGCCGCUUUUAAUUGAAUCCUACCCAUUGUACCUCCUGCUUAAACCACAUUUUGACGGAGCUCUUCAAAGGGAGGAAAGUACCAUGAACGUUUUUUUUUUUUAAUUUUAGAGAAUUAAAAGCCUGCAUUUGUCAUUUUUCAUGCAGUUGUGACUGUAACGUAAGUUUUAUUGGUUUGAAUAAAGUACUUACAACUUUUG